ACGGCCCCUUUUGCUGAGCUCUGAUUGGUGCGAUUUGAAAAAUAUGUUUGUCGGUUGACGGAGGGAGCGAACUUUGAAUUUCUGAGUGGAGAACAGGAAGCUAAGCUAACGGCGUCGGAACAAAAAGAAGCUAAGAUGCUAAGGCCAGUAAAGGGUAAAACCCCCAGAAGAGCUCCUCCUAAAAAACCUACAAACAACCUGAAGGAUCCUGUCGGAGUGUACUGUCGUGUGCGUCCACUGGGUGCAGAAAAUGAAGAGUGUUGCAUUGAGGUGAUCAGCAGUUCUACCAUCCAGCUCCAUGCCCCUGAUGGCCUCAAAGCCAAUAGAAAUGGGGAGUUUAAAGAGACCCAGUAUUCCUUCAAGAAGGUUUUUGGAAUUAAAACCUCACAGAUGGAAUUGUUUGAGGAUGUUGCAAAACCUCUUGUAGAAGAUCUUAUUCAUGGCAAAAAUGGUCUUCUAUUUACCUAUGGUGUCACUGGCAGUGGAAAAACCUACACAAUGACUGGUUCCCCUGGCCAAGGUGGGCUGCUGCCUCGCUCUCUGGACAUGAUCUUCAACAGCAUUGGUCCCUACCAGGCCAAAAGAUUUGUCUUUAAGCCAGAUGAUAAGAAUGGCAUGGAAGUGCAAAACCAAGUGGAUGCUCUUUUGGAACGACAGAAACAAGAGAGUCAGACAUCUGUACCAAAGACUCCAUCCUCAAGGCAAAGAAUUGAUCCAGAGUUUGCUGACAUGAUCAAUCCAGAAGAAGCCUGUAAGGCUUCAGCAGUGGAUGAAGACAGUAGCUACAGUGUGUUUGUCUCUUACAUAGAGAUAUACAAUAACUACAUCUAUGAUCUCCUUGAGGAGGUGCCAUAUGACCCAAUUAGGCCCAAGUGGAAUGGUGCAGGGACUCCUCUGAGGCUCAACACUGAGUUCAUACCACCACAGUCAAAGAUUUUACGUGAAGAUCAAAACCACAACAUGUAUGUGGCUGGAUGCACAGAACUUGAAGUGAAAUCAACAGAGGAAGCGUUUGAAGUCUUUUGGAGAGGUCAAAAGAAGCGGAGGAUUGCAAACACUCAGUUAAACCGUGAGUCCAGCAGAUCACACAGUGUCUUCAUCAUUAAACUUGCACAAGCUCCACUAGAUGCAGAUGGAGACAAUAUCCUUCAGGAUAAGAACCAGGUGAAUGUGAGUCAGUUGUGUCUGGUGGAUCUGGCUGGCAGUGAACGCACAAGCAGAACCCGUGCAGAGGGCAGUCGCCUUCGGGAAGCAGGCAACAUCAAUCAGUCUCUGAUGACUCUCCGCACAUGCAUUGAAGUGCUCAGAGAGAAUCAGAUGUGUGGAACAAAUAAGAUGGUUCCCUACAGAGACUCUAAGGUGACCCAUCUGUUUAAAAACUAUUUUGAUGGUGAGGGGAAAGUCAGAAUGGUGGUCUGUGUGAACCCUAAGGCUGAUGAUUAUGAAGAAACAAUGCUGGUGAUGCGGUUUGCUGAGAUGACACAAGAAGUAGAAGUGGCACGACCUGUUGACAGGCCCAUCUAUGGCUUUGCUGCAGGACGCCGACAGAGAAACCAGGCCUUCAAAGAAGAACUGUCUCGUCGGCUAGAGGAACGUGGAGGCCCCGUAGAUGCAGAACCUUCCACAAGCCUGAACCAGCUGGUGCAAAAUAUGCCUCCACUGCCUUCCUGUGAAAUCUCUGACCCUACAGAUGACCAUACACUUCCUAGAUUAAUUGAGGCCUUGGAGAAGCGGCAUAGGAUCCGUCAGAUGAUGACUGAAGAGUACAACAAAUCGGCCAAUAUGCUGAAGUCAAUGCUUCAAGAACUCGAUGGCAACCUGAUUUCCAAAGAGAAUUUUAUCCAUGACCAACGGAGCAAGCUUGGUGAGAAGGACAAAAUGAUCCAGAACCAGAAAAAUGAGAUUGAUCGCCUGGAGAAGAAAUCCAAGAUGCUGGAGUAUAAGAUUGACAUCCUGCAGAAAACCACAAAUAUCUAUGAGGAGGAUAAGCGGACCUUACAGCAGGAGCUAGAGAGCAGAGAACAAAGGUUGCAGCGGGAGCUUUCUGAAAAGAAACGAAUGGAGGCACGCAUGCAAGGGUUUGUCUCGGACGAAAAGCUCAGGUGGCAGAAGGAGUGUGAGAGGCGGGUAAAUGCCAAGGAACUGGAAAUGCAGAACAAGCUUUGGGUAAAGGAUGAAAAGCUAAAGCAGCUCAAAGCUAUAGUAACAGAGAGCAAAGCAGACACACGACCAGACACACGACCGGAUAAACCCCAGCGACCUUCCAGAGAAAAGGACAGAGUUCCUGCAAAGAGAUCUGCCUCGCCUUCACCGAUGCCUGCCUCAGAAUAUAUCCAUCACAAAGUUGUCAGGGCAGCCCCGCUUUCUUCCAGCACUAGCAGUGUGUCUGUGGCCUCCUGCAUCUCAGAAUGGGAGCAGCGAACACCACAGGCCAAUAGGCAGGGCAGCCCCUCCCCUCCCCAGGGUAGAAGCAGAGUUCAGGGUCUUCCUGGAAGCCUUAGCAGGAGGAAAGGCAGAUGCUGGGCCAGAGACUAUGAGGUGCCAGCAGAUGCAGACCUAGAGGAGAGUGGUUACAGGACUGGGCCGGCGGUUCGGCCUCUGCACAGGCGCUCACAAUCAGCUGGUGGCGAGAGAUGGGUAGAUCACAAACCUACCACCAAUGUGGAACUUGACACCGUCAUGCAGCCCAGCGUUCCCAAUUCCAUCAAGGUUAAUACUCCCAGCGAGAAAGCCCUGUCCAAGUGUGAUAAAUACAUGCUGACACACCAGGAAGUGGCCUCUGAUGGAGAGAUCCAGACUAAGCUCAUUAAGGGUGAAGUGUUCAAAACUAGAAGUGGUGGACAAGCGGUUCAGUUCACUGAUAUUGAAACACUAAAACAAGAAAAUGCUGUUGGUCCAAGCCGUAAAAGGAGAUCAUCAGAAAACCGUCAGGAUGAGCGUAAGGAUGGUGACUGGACAGAUGUAGAGACCAGGUGUGCUGUGGCUGUAGAGAUGAGGGCUGGCUCGAACCUGGGACCCGGAUAUCAACAUCAUGGAUAUCCAAAACGCAGAAAGCCCUAAGCAUCGCUACUGUGAUGCUAUCACAGUCAAGAGUCCUUCCUUCUUGAAAUCUCCCAUCACUGUGCAAUACUUUCUACUAUUUAACUUUUUAAGAAUAUACUUUUAUAUGACACUUUUAUAUAUAGGCCUGUAUAUACAAGUUCACCAAAGUGGUUUUGUGAUGUAAUGCAUUUUCAACUUUAGUGUUACCAUCAGAUAUUCAGACCUAAUUUAAUCAAGUCCUCAGAGUAACUUGAGACAAAUGGUGUGGUAUGGUGUCUUAUUUCCCCGCUGACCCUCAAGUGUAUAAAUCAUAUCUAUAAUCCUUUCCUAUUUCUUGUAAUAGGCUGUUUCUGAAGUAGGGUAAUCCUAUGAAUGUACUAGUCUGGAUUGUGCUUUCUGAUUCGAACCUCAUUGAGUGCAAUUUUGAUUGUAGUUAAAUUCUUAGCAAAGCACUGUUUUCUCACUUGUAUUUUAUAACUACAGCUUGUGCAACAUUGAACACCGUGGCAUUCACAGUACACAUGGACUGUUAAUAGCAAUUCUUUUGGAUGUUAUUUUCACUUAAACUGAAUACUCAUGUACUCGUUA
Molecule: messenger RNA, 3630 nt
Organism: Tachysurus fulvidraco (yellow catfish)
Lineage: Eukaryota; Metazoa; Chordata; Actinopteri; Siluriformes; Bagridae
Gene: kif23
Product: kinesin family member 23
Exons: 24
Coding region: 136-3060 (974 amino acids)
Biological process (GO): microtubule-based movement
Cellular component (GO): microtubule; kinesin complex; nucleus
Molecular function (GO): microtubule binding; microtubule motor activity; ATP hydrolysis activity
Source: RefSeq, a predicted model, not a curated record